GCCAGCAAAUCCUUCACAGCCCAUCCUCCUGAGUGAAAAUCCCAAGCUGGUAGACGCAGGGGGACGCAGUUGAGGAUAUGUCAGUGUGUGUGUGAGAGAGAGACUGUGCAGUUCUAUGGGAACACAAGCAGCCGAAGGAGAGAGAAGAUUCGCCGGAGAGGGAAUUUGAAAAAAAGCCCAAACAACAUUGCAAACACAACAGGAUGCCGCAGACCGUCCUGGUUUGCACCUUCACCUACCUUCUCCUCCUGGGCUCAGCCGAGAGAUCUCCCAGACUGAAAAUCCACCUGAAAGAUCUGCUUGGUGUGCAGUUUGAUACCCUGCAGAAGUACACAGUCCAUUUCCACGAUGACAAGUCAGAUUCUCUUUACAUUGGCAUGACUGGUGGGAUCCUCCAUCUCACCUUUGGCUACAGAAAUGUCUCCCAGACUCUGAUUCCGUUGUCUUUGGACGAUAACAGCAAGGACGGCUGUCGAAGCAAAGGCACCCUGUCCCCGGAUCUCUGUCGGAAUGUGAUGACUGUGAUUGAGAGACUGAACAGCAGCACUAUCAUCAUCUGUGGGACUCAUGCUGGAAGUCCCAGCUGCUGGUUUCUGCGCGACAAUGCGACACAAUUGGCCACUGACAGACAAGGACACAGGAUAGUGAAAGAUGGGAGAGAGAUCUCACCACCAUCGCCAAUGCAACCGCCGUCCACCACCACUAUUGAGGGAAGCCUCUACUCAGCCAUCGGUAACUCCUUCCUUGGCAGUGGUGCGAUCCAGCGAAGCUAUGGACGACUGAAGAGUUUGAGGACUGAAGACAAGUGGCUUCAAGAUCCGAGGUUUGUGGGAUCCACCUGGAUUAGGAUGACGGACAGCAGUAAGGACGAGAUCUACUUUUUCUUCAGUGAGUCUGAUGGCAGUGAGGUUUCAGAGCGAGCCGUCAGGUCCUGCAUUGGACGGGUGUGCAAGGUUGAUGAGGGGUCAUCGAAGAACACUCAAGACUCCUGGACAACUUUCUUAAAGGCUCGGCUAAUCUGUGGCUUCCCGACCAAGCAGAGGUACUUCAACAAGAUUCAAGACGUUGCUGUCCUCGACGUGGAGAACGAGCCUCACAGGAGCACAGUGUACGGGAUCUUUUCCAGUUUGUGGAACUCCACUGCAAUCUGUGCCUACAAACAAGCGGACAUAGACAGGGCGUUUAAAACCUCCAAGCUGAAGGGUUUCACUGGCAACCUGCCCGCAAGUCCAAGGCCAGGAACGUGUGGCAUCAGCAAUCUUCCAAAAAAUGUCUUGUCAGCGAUCAGGACCUACCCAGAGAUUGAGGACUCCAUCUCUCCCAGGGAAGACCAGCCGCUCUACACCAUCAAGCACACCAGCUACACUAAGAUCACAGUCGACCGGGUGAAGGCUGCGAAUCAGAAAUACCACCCCGUCCUGUUCAUCGGCACAGGGAAUGGGAAGAUCCACAAAGUCCUGCACAACAAUGGGGAGUCCUUUAUCAUCUCGGAGCUCAGCCCCUUUACGACUGACGCUCCCGUCUCAGCAAUGACACUGGACUCCAGCACGGGACAGCUGUUCGUUGGGACCCCCUUGGAGACGGUCCGACUCCCCCUGGCGAACUGCGAGUCAUAUGGCAGCACCUGUCGGCAGUGUGUCGCUGCCAGAGACCCGUACUGUGGGUGGCAUCAGUUCGGCAAGAGGUGUGUGCCAGUUGCUGGAGCACCGAACAAUACUGAGAGUGAGAUCCUCCAGAGUAUUGAACAGCUCAAUGUCUCGAUCUGCGACGAUGAUGCAGGUAUGGCGACUUUCAACAAACAGCCUCAAGAGCUGACUGUCCAUUCGCCUGCGUACCUGUACCUGCCCUGUCCAGUCGAGUCCUACCACGCCAACUACACUUGGAGCUAUAACCAGAAGGACCAGUUUCCCUGUACCAUCAAAGAUGACUCCUGCCUGCUGAUAUUCAACAGGCAUCACCCAGUGAGCAGCGGAGAAUUCAGAUGCAUCGCCAGGGAGGACACGCUGGAGGAAGUGCUGGCUAUCUAUAAUGUCAGGUUCAGCAGCAGUGGCAGAGCGCACCAGGCCUCCAUGACCAUCAUUACUGGUUUGCUUGCAGCUCUCUCCCUGGUCUGACGGAACGGGGAGAGGGGAGAUUGGGGGGUCGGCGGUCAGUAGCACGCAUGGAAUACUGUACGUCAAUCUCAUCCUGAGUUUCAGCCCUCAAUCGCUUUGGGAGGGAAGCAGCAAACCUUAGCAGAAAGGCCACAUAUUUACGGGCUGGCACAGCAAACCCCCCCCCCCCCCCCCACCACCUCCAACCCCACUUCACAACCCCCCCCUUACCCAGCCGAGCCCCCGCCCCGCCUGCCUUCCUGCUGUCUCUGCCCUCAACGCUCCUAUCAUGAGUGAGGCACUCCGAACCCACAACAUAACACAGGGGUAGAGAUGAUUGGGGGCUAGAGGGGUGUGGGAUUUGCCUCCACUUUCUGUGGUCCAAGGAUGUCUGUCGCUUGCCCUGAAGCUGACUGGUUGCUUUCAAAGCAGUGUUUGCGUUCAGAAAACGGGGGAAGGUAUCUGACCAGCCCUCACAGCAUCGAUAAAACUGCCUUUUCACCUGUCCCAAGUUGUCACGAUCGCUCAGAUUUCACACACUGGGGGGGAACCAUGUGGGGACAGGCUCGUACAGGGAAUAGGUUACAGCAGUGAGUGUAUCGCUUAUAACUGGGCAUCGGGUUACUCUGACUGGUGUAGCGGGAGCUUUACUCUGUAUCUAACCCUGUGCUGUCCCUGUCCCUGGGAAUGUUUGAUGGGGGGACAGUGUGGAAGGAGCGUCACUCUGUAUCUAACCCCGUGCUGUCCCUGUCCCUGGGAGUGUUUGAUGGGAGGACAGUUUGGAAGGAGCGCUGCUCUGUAUCUAACCCCGUGCUGUCCCUGUCCUGGGUCAAUGUCACUUAACAAUAACAAACUUCAUCAAAACACAAUAGCUGAAUUAGGCCAGCCCUCCCAGAAGAGCACCUCCUCCUGGCAUAGUGAGAAAGUGCACUGCUUGUUGCACCAAAUGGGCAUUAUGUAGGAACUGACUCAGCCUUAUUGAUUCCAUCUCCCACCACCUGUCCACUGCCACUCACAGUGCACUACCGCCUCCUACAGUUGCUAGCUUUGUGUGCAUGUUCAAAAUGGGUCAAACACACCCUCUCCAUCUUUGACUGGCCUGCCAAACACCUGAUUCCUCAGUUAGGCCACCUGGAAUGGCUGUCUGGAACUGUAGAGGGCAGAAGGACUGGGAAAAGAGCAGAAAGACACUCCAGAACAAAGCAGCGUUGUUCCUCACCUGCAGUGCAAGUGAUCCCGAAGCUGAUAGCUCCUGGGCUCCCAAGACAGCACCUUCCAAACCCAAGACCACUUCCAUCUAGAAGGACAAGGGCAGCAGACAUAUGGGAAGACCACGUCCCCACUCCAAGUUCCUGGGCCAUGCUCAGUAGGUAGGGAAUGGGAACUCUUGAACCAAUAGCCCCCAACAACAGCUCGACACCAUCCAGGACAAACAGAUUGGCACCAUGUCCACAAGCAUCCACUCCUUCCGCCACCAAUGCUCAGUAGCAGCAGUGUGUACCAUCUACAAGACAUACCAAGGAUCCUAGGACAACACCUUCCAAACUCAUGACCAUUUCCAUCUAGAAGGACAAGGGCAGCAAAUACAUGGAAAGACCACCCCCCCCCCCCCCACCCCAAGUUCCCCUUCCAGAUCACGCAUUGUCGGCUGGGUCCAAAUCCUGAAGCUCCCUCCCCUAUGUCACUGAGGGGUGUCCCGAUGCCACCCAAACCAAGGUGGGCAGCUCAGCACCACCUUCUCAAGGGGCAAUUAGGGACAGGCAAUGCUCACAUUGCGUGAAGGCAUCAGAGCAAGACUAGAGACAGUGAUUCCUCAAAGUGCAGUCUCUUGUGGAUUUGGCCAAAUCCUCAAUCUAUCUACUGCCUUAUUUUUGUUUUGACAUUUUUCACUCACAGGUUGAGGGUCUCUCUUGUCUGUUGCCCAUCCCUAAUUGCCCAUAGUGCAGAUAAGAGUCAACCAACCAUGCUGCUGGAGGAGUCACACAUCAGCCAGACCAGAGUCGUUUAGCGUGUCAAACUGAUCCUUACUUCAAAAUCCUCGUAGUUUUUGCUCUGCCCUCAUUUUUCUGUCCACUUGGGGUGGAGCCGGGGGGACCGAACUUAAGAUGCAGGAGCCAGAAACUCGUCCUUUGGACCAUCGGUAAAGGCUGAUUUCUUUAAGCAGAGAGUCUGGGGGCCACAUUAGUUUGGCUGCUCCCGUGGCGCUGAGAUUUUGCAUAGUAGCAGAACACAGACGGCAUCUCUGUGCUGCUCAAUCAAACCACGUAUUUUGUAUUCCGAGAUGGUGGGGGGGGGGCUAAGGGUUAAAACUCUUCUGGGGAACAGAACCCUCCUGCUUGGUGCUCCGGAACCUUUUUCAGAUGACUCCUCUUUUCUACAACCAGCUGCAGGUUUGAAAAGAAAACAAGAAGUUAAUCUCCACGCACUCGACAAGUGGAACCCAUGACACUGCGUGAGACGCUAGAGAUUAGAGAGAGAUUGAAAGCAAUGGAUUAUUGGUCUCAGAGCUAGAUCUGUCUUGGGAUGCGAGUGGUUGGGAAAAUAAAGAAAUCCUCAUUCCCGCUUUGAGUCCAAAACCAGUGAAGGAUUCUUUUAAAUGAUAUCAGUUUAAUUUCCUGAAUGCCUUCGCCCCCUGUUGGCGCUCGGAACAUCCGCUUCACUAUCUA
Stegostoma tigrinum is the source of this 4759-nucleotide messenger RNA. RefSeq names its product semaphorin-7A. Gene Ontology annotation, biological process: negative regulation of axon extension involved in axon guidance; negative chemotaxis; positive regulation of cell migration. The record is from RefSeq and is a predicted model, not a curated record. NCBI's taxonomy places the organism in Eukaryota, Metazoa, Chordata, Chondrichthyes, Orectolobiformes, Stegostomatidae. The coding region runs from base 204 to 2114 and encodes 636 amino acids. The transcript has 14 exons. Gene Ontology annotation, molecular function: chemorepellent activity; semaphorin receptor binding.